AUGUCUAUUAUGCUUAAUGGAGGACCAAUUUAUUUUUUUGGUGUUAGUAGAGGCCUUAAACAGGGAGACCUACUUUCUCCAAUCCUGUUUAUUUUAGCUCAAGAUGUUCUUAGUAGGAAUAUUCAUCAAUUAGUUAUGGAAAGAAAAAUUCAGCCAAUUGUGAUAAGAAAUGGUAUUCAUCCUACUCACUUAAUGUUUGCUGAUGACAUCUUCUUGUUUUGCAAUGGAGAUGGUACUUCUGAAACAAGAAAGAGACAGAUUGCUACAUAUUUUCAAAUGGAUCUCUCAGCUUUUCCUGACAAAUAUCUUGGUGUUUUCCUUGCUCAAGGUAAAAUGAAAUCUAUUCGGAUUUGGUAUUUAGUUGAUUAUAUGCAUCUUAGACUAGCUUCAUGGAGUGGUAAGAUUUUAAAUUUUCAAGCUAGGCUCACUCUGUAUGGCAAUGCUGAAGAAAGGAAAUGUAUUACCUUAAAGUGGGACAAUGUUUGUACCUCUAAAAAAGAAGGUUGUCUGGGUAUCAGAAAGUUAGAAGAUGUGAAUAAGGCUCUUUUAAUGAAACUUUUGUGGAAGAUUCUUAACUGCCAGGAUGAAUGGGCUAAUUUCUUUCUUGCUAAGUAUAUGGAUAAAAAUGGAAAAUGGAUUACUUUCUAUAGGAAAUCCUCUGUAUGGAAUGGUAUUAGAUGGGUUCUCCCAGAAUUCAUUGAAAAUACUAAAUGGAUAGUUGGUAAUGGUGCAAAAGUUUCUUUGUGGAAUGAUAGGUGGAUUUUUGAGGAACCAAUAUGCAGGUUAUUUCCUAAUCAUCCUUAUAUUGCCUUUCAUCCCUACCUAAAAGUCCAAGAAUUGAUUGUUGAUAAUCAUUGGUGCUUUCAUGAAGGCUUUUUUCAAUUCUUUAUUAUUGAUCAACUGCCUGUUCUGAAAGAAGGAGAAGACUUCCUUAUCUGGAGUAACACUCACUCUGGGGUUUUCACUGUUUCUGAUGCUAUCAAUAAAAUUAGACUGCACCAACCUAAACUACAUUGGUAUAAAAAGAUCUGGAAUCCUGCAGUGCUACCUUCAACCUCUGCAAGUUAUCAGGCUGUGGAAUUGGCUUUCAGUGCUUAUACUGCUAUGGUUGAAUUUUGGUUCCUAAGUAAUGAAAUUUACUAUGAUGAUGUGAAGCCUGUACUAUCCAAAAUUCAGGGAACUGAAAAUGAGAAAUCUAUCUUACAAUUCUUUAACAUCCAAGUCAGAAAAAUCAGAAGAACAAGAAUUAUUGAAAUCUUUUUUUAUCUGCCAAAUGAGAAUGAUUUGCUAUUAUGCUGUGAUGGGGCUGCUAGAGGUAAUCCAGGAAAUGCAGGCUAUGGCUUUGUGGUAAGAAAUCAUGUUGGAGCUUUUAUCUUUGCAGAAUCUGGUGGUCUGGGGAUUACUACUAACUAUGUAGCAGAAUUCAUAUCUUGUAUCAAAGCUUUAGAAUGGGAAGUUGAGCAACAAUCUGUCCAGCUAAUUCUGCAAUCUGAUUCUAGUAUGUGUGUUACGGCUUUACAGAAACAGAAACUCCAUUGGUUGCUGCUUGCUAGAUGGCAGAAAAUUAUGGAUAGUAUUUACUCUAUCACUUUCAGACAUGCCUACAGAGAGGUAAAUUUCUCAGCUGACCAUUUUGCUAAGAAGGGGACGCGUUUGCAGAAGGGGCAGAUAAUGAGUUUCAAUGAAAGGCCAAGCAACUUGCAAAGGCUUGAAUCCCCAGGGCAACCAUACUACAGAUUUGUUUAG
Messenger RNA from Papaver somniferum (opium poppy), 1746 nucleotides. RefSeq lists its product as uncharacterized. The coding region runs from base 1 to 1746 and encodes 581 amino acids. The record is from RefSeq and is a predicted model, not a curated record. Gene Ontology annotation, molecular function: RNA-DNA hybrid ribonuclease activity; nucleic acid binding. Lineage: Eukaryota; Viridiplantae; Streptophyta; Magnoliopsida; Ranunculales; Papaveraceae. The transcript is spliced from 6 exons.